Heterotrigona itama is the source of this 6232-nucleotide messenger RNA. NCBI's taxonomy places the organism in Eukaryota, Metazoa, Arthropoda, Insecta, Hymenoptera, Apidae. The record is from the annotation of a GenBank genome assembly.
AUGAAGAACCACGAACUUACUCGUGAUUACAAGUAUCGUCUACUCUCCCUAACAUGUCGAGUGACUUGGAAGAGGGUAAUGUAGCGAUGUAGGUACGAUGAUCGAUAAUUUAUAAAUUCACCGUACUACAAAUAACUAUACACUUUGUUAAUAUUAAUAUUUUUAACAACUAUUCUUUAACAAUAUUUAAUUACAACUCUUAUUUAUAUCUUCGCUAAUUUGUUAUGUAUCCUUGACAAUUAUUUACAAACGUCUCCAUAGUAAUUAUGUUAAAAUAUUGAUUUUUACAGUUUCUUAUUUUAGAGUUUAACAAAGUUGGCGCCGUAAUUUAUUUAAAAUGGACUCUUCGACGAGAUAGUUGAGAAACAGAUGUCGCUGGAAUAGAUGUCGCUACAGCGAAAAUAAUAAUUGUCAAGGAUACAUAACAAAUUAGCAAGGAUGUAAAUAUUAGUUGUAAAAGAGUUAAUCGACAUUCUACAUUCUAUAAUCUAAAAGUAUAAAUUCUAAAGUAUAAAUUCUAGAGUCUAAAAUUAUUAUCAAUUAAAAGUGUAUAAAUAGUUAAUUAAUUAAUUUUUAUUGUUCAGUUAAAUAUUGUUAAAUUAAACAGUUAUUAAAAAAAUAAUAAUAAUAAUAAAGUAUAUUCGUUAUAUUUGUAGUACGGUGACUUUAUCAUUUAUCAAUCAUCGUACCUACAAAUAUGUAGGUACCGUGGUCGGUAAGAUCGUUGCUGUGUUCCAGAGUACCCACAAAUGUUAGCAAUAUUUGAUUUAAUGGACGGAAAGAUAAAAUAAACUUCCAAGUUUAGGUAUAUAUUUCUUUUUGUUUACACACUGGAUUUUCACAAUCUCUCGCUCUACAUGCUUCGUAAUCGUUCUGAGAAGAUCGCUGGCACAGAAAAGAAUGAGAGUGUUUCUUUAAUGGCAAAAAACAAGAAGCUUUUUGCCGCGCUUUUGUUUAUUUCACCCCAAAAAGGUGGCGCUGUCCGUUUCAUGCAAACGCACCUUUCCAUCUUUCGGCGGAAGUAGAUGUCACUGCAACACAUUGGGUGGCACUCGACGUCGCUACAAAUAUGCAUUUUAAUAUCUGUCAUAUAAGUACUAUCAUUGAUUAAUAGCACAGACGAGCUAUAUGAAAAGACAUUGCAUGACUAUGUACUUUUGUGACCACGAUUAUGCGGUCCUAGGAUCACAUUACCAUUUUUGAGUCACAUCCGUAUAACCUGUCAUACCGAUUCAGGUAAAUUUUGCACCGCGAAAAUCAAAAAAUAUGGACAGUAUUGCCAGAUUUGUUUCGAGAAUUAUUCAUUGAAUUGAACGUGGUGGUACUUCAUCAAUGAAGGAAUAUAACGAUUUAAAACAGAGAUUGAUGAAAAUUUAGUAUAUAUUUGAGAAUUAACAUCUAUUUAAUAUAGUAUAAUUAUAAUAAAAGUAUUAGAAAAAAUUGAUUGAAAUAUAUUUUUAACAACAUAAUUAUGAAUUAGAUAUCGUUUUACUUAUUUUAGUGUGUAACUUCAGAGUUUGAAUCCUGCAAACUCGAUUUUAUAAAAACUUGAAAGUAUCAAAGAAAUGUUUCUACAAAUAUUGUUUGGUAUAAAAUUGUAUUGUGUCACGUAAAUUAUUUUUUCCAGAUCGUUCGUUUUCGAAAUUUCGAAGUCAUUUGUUAAGAAAAAUUCAGUAACUUGCAUACGAGCUUAUUUAUAAUUCAUUAAAAAUUAAAGAAUUGUUGUUUAAAGUUCAGUAAAAUGUUGUUUAAACUUCAGAAAAUCGUACAGUUAGACUUCAAUUUUUAAGAUUCUUAUCAUGAUUCUGAUCAUGAAAAAAAAUUGUUUAGUCUUCGGCGAGACGUUUGAAUUUUUACAAUUUUCAAGAACAAAAGUAUUCUUAAGUUUGCACUUGCUACAUGAUAUAAAAAUAAAUAUCUUUGAACGAAACAAAUUUGAGAUUGUUAAAGUGGAGACACUCUAAAAAAAUUAUUCUACAAUUUUUUUUCAUGAAAUUAUAACAGUUUAAAGUAUUGAUAAUUUUUUAUCUAGUCUAUGAAUAUUUUCGUUCUUGACCAGAGUUUUUUAUUUUUUAUUACAGCGCCCCAACGAUAAAAUACGCAAUAUACUUUCUACUUCUCGAAAUAAUCGAUAUUUCUUACGAUCGAUUUUUAAGUGAGAGAAAUGGUGGAAAGAAGCACACCUUAUCUGUAAAGAAGAAAAUAUCAUCCAACAAUUCUCAGGUAAAAAUAUAAAUCAAUAGCUAUUUGAUUGUGUGGUGAAUUUUUAAGAUAAAACAUGCAUUUUUGGUUUCAAGGUAAGAUUCAACCAAGUAAUCAUUACAUAUAAUUUUCAAGAAUUAAAGAAAUUAUCGCAUAUAAACAUUGAAACAGAACAUAUUAUGCUAAAAGUUAUUUAUAAUUUUGUUUCAAAAUUUUAUUUCAUUUCUAACCAGUAUAAAUAUUGUAACUUUGUAGUUGACUAAUUCAUUGUUACAUAUGUAUACACGUAUUUUAUUACAUCCUCUUAUAUAUACACUUCUAUUACAAUAUUUUACUACUCAUUUGUUGAUUCUUUAAUCUCAUACUGCGUAAUUCUUAACAAUUUCAAUACUAAAUGCAACAAUAAUUUAUUGAGGAUGUGCGUAUUUAAUAAGUUAAAAUAAUAAUUUUAUUAUGUAAUAUAAUGAAAUUGUUCAGUUCUUAAAUAAAGUAAAGCGCAGAAAGUCUUGAAGUUCGAAAUUCGAAGUAAAAAGUAAUAACACGAACACAAUGUUUAUCUUCGUCUUAAUUAUCGUGUCUGUUCGGACAGGAUCAACCCAUCUCCUACUAUUUUCUCAAUUAAAAGAUGAGACGUGUCGCGGAGAAUCAUUCGGCUAUCGAAUUUAGUGACAACAAUACGUAUUACGUGACAUUAAAAUUUUUUCUAAUCUAUCGGUGGCGUCUUUUCGAUGGCGUCGUUUGUUCGACUCUUUUACUUCCAUUUAUACCUCAUUAAUAGUAUCAUUUAAUUAAUACGCGUGUGUUUAGUGAUUAAUUGAGCAUUACGAUAACGAAUUGUGUGGUGCUUUGAAACUUUUUGCACAAAUUUUUUUUUAAUCGUCGAUUUCACUCAUAUGGUUAUCGGCAGAUCAUCUCAUACGUUUUUUUAAUAGAAUUAAAGUUGAUUAUCAUUUCAUUUUUACAUAUUUACCGACAUUUGACAUAUUUGUUCUAAUUUUUGAUCUCUUUUUAUGCGGGUUAUUUCUUAAUCAGAGAUAGCAUAAAAUGCAUGGACAUCACAAACAUUUCAAUUGUUUCAAUUCAAAGUAAGAUCUUACACGCGUUUUUCGUAAUAUUUCUUAAAUAUAUUUAGCUGUGAAAUUUUGAUGUGAUAUAUUACUAAUGUGCAUACUUCUUAUUUUAAUAAUGAACAUUCAGAAUACAAUAAUUGUCUUUCAUUUACAGUAUUGAGAAAUACUUUAUAAUUUACAACUAAUAUUUUCAGUACAUAUUCAAGUUUCUUUAUAAUCAUAUUCUAGAAAAAUAGCAGUAUUUUCUAAAUGAACGUAUCCCUUGCUCUCUCUCUACAAAUCAGUUUUAUUUUCAGAAAAUUUUUGUGACCGCGCGCAAUGCGGUCGGUAGAGUCAGUAUUUGUUGCGCAAUAUUUUAAUACUUUUCUGAACAAAAUGGCUCUUAUUAAAUUAAAUUAUUAAUUCAUUUAAUUUGUAAUUCGCGAAUUUAGAGCCAGUGAGUCCGUCGAUUGCUAUUUAAAUGUGCGCGUUGAUAGUCUUUUAGUUUUUUUUUUUGUAUUUUUUCUUGUUCAAUAUUUGUUUUCGGUUGAGCGUCAAUGCUCAAGAAGAUAAGGUCUUUCUAAGAGAUCAAAAUUGUAAGUAGUUUUAUAUAUUGUAUCUUACAUUAUUCAAUUUUUCAAAUUUAACAACAAAAUAUAAUGUUUUAUGUUUGUUACAGAUACUUCACAGCAUCAAUUUUUUUGCAUUUUUUGGAGAAAAUCCAACGGUGACUCGAAAGCCAGAAAUGUAAGAAUCUUUCCAUUAUCUCCAACUUAAGAUUUUGCUUUUCUUUUAAAUACAAAAUUCUAAUGUUUAAUUAAUGUUUUAUUACAAAUUUUCUACAGUCUCUCCUAAUUUCUCCUAAUCCUCCAAGAAUCUUGCGACGCUUCAAAAAUUAAAAUUAUAAGUAUUUUGGAAUGUAUUUAAAUGUAUCUCUAUAGUUCUUUUUUUAUUGAAUUAUCGAAUGUAAUUAUAUUUAGUCGAAUGUAAAAUUAUAAUUAUAAAUUAAAAAUACUUCAAAUUAUUAGUCUCAAUUUUUAUCAUUAUUAAAAUUUAAAUUUUCACAAAUAACAUUGUGUCUUUAGAAACAAAAUGUUUUAUGUUUUUUAAGAAAUUUCCACGGCGUUUAUUUCUAGCAUGGGAUUCUUAGUGGCACCUAUUUGGUGAGGAUCUUCACGAUAACUUUCUCUGCUUCAGUGCAGCAUUGGUGAUAACGUUCUUCGCAUCUAUAUCGGGAGUCGCAUGCAUUUAUGUUCCUUCGGUCACUCAAUCGUGUCGUAGGACGAAAGAUCCGAAUCGGCGCGGGUAACUGGUUGUAUAUGUAGAAUUUUUGAUGAGCAUAGUGACCGCAGGUAUUUUUUAUGUCCGUGAGUAGUAACAUUUUUUCAUUUUUUAUGUAUUAAAUCAGAAUAGAGCUUCUUUCAUAUCGCGAUUUUAAUAAUUAGGAUAUGUACAUUUAUCGCAAUUACUUAUAAAAUCAAAAUCUCUUCAAUAUAAAUGUUUGCAAAAGUAAAAUAUUCAUAUGAAUAUCCAUAUGAAUAGAUAAAUUAUAAAUAUUUAUAAAUAAUUAUUAUUAAAAUGAUUUUGUUUGAACAUUUCAUAGUAGAGAAGAUGGAUAUUCUUCAACUUCGACUUCGUACUUAUGAAAGAUUCAGUUAUUACUUACUGAUAUUUCUGAUAUAUUUUGUUAUAAUAAUUAAUAAUUUUCAAUUUCAUCUUCAAUUUUAUAAUACCAUUAAAUGAUUUAAUUAAUUAAAUUUUAUAAUCAUGAGCUUCAGUAGAAUUUGAAAUAUAAUAGAUUAGAAUUUUUCCGCAGAAAAAUGUAUAAAAUUUUAUGUGCAAAAAGAUACUUCGCGACAGGUAGAUUUUUGAAUUAAAACAAGUUUGGACACUGCUUUCGCACUUUCGAAACUGUGCUUUGAUGAAGUCGCCUGAAAUUAUUUCCAUUAAUAUUUAAUUUAGAAUCAAUUGUUUGAUUCGUCAACUGUUAAAUUUCGUAUCAUUUUUAACAAAUUCAAGUCUUGCUCAUUGUCUUUAUUUUCUUGCAAUUUCAAUAAUUUCUUAAAAAGUAGAAUCAUUGCAGUUUAAAAUAAAAUAAUAUACAAUAGUCCGUUAGAUACAAAAUACAUAAACUAAUCAUUUUUUAAAUUCAGGAUUUUUAGGUUUAACUCCUUCCAUGUUCAUUGUUAGAAUUUCACUCAUGUUGCCAGGUGGGUGAAAGACAUUGGUCACGAUGACCAUAGAUUAUAAUUUUAUAAAAAAUUUCUCAGCGAUUGACAAUGUGUUAGCGUAUUGUAUUUGCACGACGUAUUUUCCGCAUGUGUGUGUGUGUAGUUAAAAUGUGGAAUUGUAUUUUAGAAUGUUUUUAUUGUAUUUCAUUCAUUAUAAGUUGUAAUAUUUAAAAUAUGGAUGCACUAAUUUGAAGUAUGAAUUUAUUACAAUAAUACCCAUUAAAUACACUAUAAUUAUAUUAUUAAUUAUAACAAUGAUUCCAAGUUAACUUGCACAUGUAAUUUGUAUGAAAAUUAUAUGUAUUUUUUCUCAAUUAUUAACAUCUUGUAUAUAGCUAUAAACUUGUUUUAUUUACGUUUUAUAUAACGUAAAUACCUAUAAUUCCGAGACAAAGAUCGUGCAACCUAUUUCUUUAUUUUCAUCAUUCCAUGGACAGAAUCGAUCGGUGGAACAGUAAUAAAAAUGUAACCAUGUUAAAUUUUUAGAUUUUAGAUUAGACAACUAUGAUUUCGUCAGAAAAUUCUAAACUGUCCCUUUAACUUGCUUUCCAUUUGUUAUUCUGCACGAUGUCAAUAAUGAUGAAAGGAAUUGGAAAGAGAGUGAGAAUGACCAAUAUUCAGUGAGAAUAUAUCAUUUUGAUUUCGUAUAAAAUUUCAAUGAAGUAUGUUAAAAUAUGUUAUUAAAUUUUUAACAAACUUGCAGUUAGUUCCGUAGUAUACUACAGAAUCCACGCGUUAGUAGAUGCAUAA